GCGCGGGAAGGCCGGGAACAGCCACAGGUCGCGAAGCCAUGGGGUGGGCAGCCCGAGCGCCGACUGGGGGCGGCCCCGCGCGGCCCGGCCCCGCCCCUCCCGGUCGGUGCCCGCCCCCCUGAGCGCCCCGCCCCCUCCUUCCCCGCAGCCCCCACCCCCCGCCCCGGCUCCUCAACACAAACUUUCCGUCCCGCUCGCUCCCUCCUCCGCGCCCGGCGCCUCCCGCUCCGGCCCGGCUCAUUCCGCACAUUCCGGCCAGCCCCCUCCCCAAGACCCCCCUUUCCCGGCCCCCCUCUCAGCUUUUUCGGGCCCGGCGGAGCGGCCCGGCCGGAGCGCCCCCCCGAGCUCGGACCAGGCUCCGGCUGCCCAGUGGGCUCAGGCCCAGAGCCCAGAGCAACCAGCACAAUAGCGUCCAACAGCUGGAAUGCCAGCAGCAGCCCCGGGGAGGCCCGGGAGGAUGGGCCCGAGGGCCUGGACAAGGGGCUGGACAACGACGCCGAGGGUGUGUGGAGCCCCGACAUCGAGCAGAGCUUCCAGGAGGCCCUGGCCAUCUACCCGCCCUGCGGCCGCCGCAAGAUCAUCCUGUCAGACGAGGGCAAGAUGUACGGUCGAAAUGAGUUGAUUGCGCGCUACAUCAAACUGAGGACGGGCAAGACGCGGACGAGAAAACAGGUGUCCAGCCACAUACAGGUUCUAGCUCGGAAGAAGGUGCGGGAGUACCAGGUUGGCAUCAAGGUCUCUAGCCACUUGCAGGUUCUAGCCAGGCGGAAAUCUCGAGAGAUUCAGUCCAAGCUGAAGGACCAGGUCUCCAAGGACAAAGCCCUCCAGAGCAUGGCAUCCAUGUCAUCCGCCCAGAUUGUCUCCGCCAGCGUCCUACAGAACAAGUUCAGCCCACCCUCCCCUCUGCCCCAGGCCGUCUUCUCCACUUCCUCACGGUUCUGGAGCAGCCCCCCUCUCCUGGGACAGCAGCCUGGACCCUCUCAGGACAUCAAGCCCUUUGCACAACCAGCCUACCCCAUCCAGCCGCCCCUGCCGCCAACGCUCAGCAGUUACGAGCCCCUGACCCCGCUCCCCCCAGCUGCUGCCUCUGUGCCCGUAUGGCAGGACCGUACCAUCGCUUCCUCCCGGCUGCGGCUCCUCGAGUAUUCUGCCUUCAUGGAGGUGCAGCGAGACCCCGACACGUACAGCAAACACCUAUUUGUGCACAUCGGCCAGACGAACCCUGCCUUUUCGGACCCGCCUCUGGAGGCCGUCGACGUGCGUCAGAUCUAUGACAAGUUCCCAGAGAAAAAAGGGGGACUGAAGGAACUCUAUGAGAAGGGGCCCCCUAAUGCCUUCUUCCUUGUCAAGUUCUGGGCCGACCUCAACAGCACCAUCCAGGAGGGCCCGGGAGCCUUCUACGGGGUCAGCUCCCAGUAUAGCUCGGCCGAUAGCAUGACCAUCAGCGUCUCCACCAAGGUGUGCUCCUUUGGCAAGCAAGUGGUGGAGAAGGUGGAGACAGAGUAUGCCAGGCUGGAGAACGGGCGCUUCGUGUACCGCAUCCACCGCUCCCCCAUGUGCGAGUACAUGAUCAAUUUCAUCCACAAGCUGAAGCACCUGCCGGAGAAGUACAUGAUGAACAGCGUCCUGGAGAACUUCACCAUCCUGCAGGUGGUCACGAGCCGGGACUCCCAGGAGACCCUGCUUGUCAUUGCUUUCGUCUUCGAAGUCUCCACCAGCGAGCACGGGGCCCAGCACCAUGUCUACAAACUCGUCAAAGAUUAGGCUACCCUCUGCCCCCACCACCAGGAUCCAGGACGAGCGUCUGUUCCACACACCUGCCUGGCCCUCCCUGGAAGUCUGGGAUUGAGGACUCACCCGCCUGCCAGGCCUCAGGCCCAGGACCCAGGAGGCCUCCCCACCUACCCCCAGCACACACACUCCCUGCCACUGUUCUGCGCUUUAAUUGUGGGAGAAGAGAGGAGGGCUCAGUGGUGGGGCAGCCCGCCCUAGAUGCUGAACCAUCGCCCAGCUCUGCCCAGCCUCCGGUGAAUGGGAGGACCCCUUUGGGCUCAGGCACGUGUGGCCGGCAGGGGAGGGUGGAACGGAGACCGAGGGAGUCAGAGUGCAGAGGCCCCAGGAAGGAGAGUGUCGAGUUGGAGUUAGGUUGAGAAGAGAGAGGGGCCCACACUUUCUUGCACCUGCUAUGUGCCGGGCCCGGUGCUAGGUCCUAUGUGUACCCAGUGCCGUUCUCAGACCACGUGAGGCGAGCACGGGUCGUGGGUCUUGGCGUCUCAUGAUGUGCUGAGACUUGAAGUUGAGCGACCCUUGCAGGGUGGGGCAGAGUUGGAAUUCUCAUCCAGGGCUGCCUGUCCCCAGAGCCCAGGUUUACACUACCUCCCUGGAGGGGAUGGGAAAGAGGGUCUGUACUAGGGGCUGGGGCCAUCCACGUUGGGAGCCUCCUCCCAGGGGAGCAGCUGCUUCUGACCAGGCAGGAAGAGAGGAGCAGCAGGUACUUGGCACCUGUUAGGUGCCCUCUGUCAGCCCCUGUGCUGACCUCCUCCAACCUGCCCUGGCCCAGAUCCAGUGCCUGAGCCCGUCAGCAGCUUCCUGAUGGGAGAAGGACCCCAGGGGCAGACUCCAAAAUAGCUUGGAGCGUCCUGUAGAAAGAUGGAGCCCCAGCCUCAGGGCAGACCAGUGUUCCAGGGACAAGGGGUAGCAGAAAGGCUUUGCUAUUUUUUAAUGCCCAAGACUUGGGUUUGGUCAACCCUUGGUGGGCACCACUCCCUUAUGUUUUUCUCCAUCUCAGUCUCCCAGGACUCGGACAGCAGCUUCCCAGAAUCAGUUCUGGGACUGAAGGUUAACCCUUCCCCUGCUGGCCCUUCCCAACACCCAGGCCCCUCUGCCAGCUUGGCCUGUCUACCAGCCACCUCUGGGCAUUCACGAGUUUCAUAUGAAGUACUGUGCCCCUUCCCUUCCUUACACCACCCGCCCCUGAGCUUCCUGAAGGUCCUCACAAUUUGCAUAUCGCUCAGGCCACUUCCAAACCCAACCUAGGUUUUAUAAUGUAUAUUAUAUUUUUUGUGUAUUUUUUAAAUCCAGCUGUGAUGGGUUAUAUCAUAAACGUGGCGUGCGGCUGGGGCAGGGGCCCUCAAGGCCCAGCUCCUGCUCAAAAAAAAAAAAAAAAAAAAAUUAAAGUUAUUUGUUUGUGGGUUAGUUGUGUGACCAGUGUAUGCCAGACCUCUCUGGGUUGGAUUAGCUUCCAAUGGGUGUUCCUGCUAGGUUAGCUCCUGGUGGGUCCCCCCACUCUACUCCAUCUCUGCUGGAGGGCCCCCAAGCCAUACUUGCACUCAGGGUCCCAUGAAAGUUUUGCAGAUUCCCGUUCUCCCACCCACUCCUGCCAUGAGUGGAGUGCUGAAAUGUGCCCAGUGCUGGCCUAGGUUCUACUGCUGCAUUGUCUCUUUGAAGUGACCUGCCCAAGGUCACACAACUACUGAGGCCCCCUGCUAAAUCCCCAGUCUUCGUGGUGGCUACUGCUGGUUCUCUAGCCUGUUCUCACUUUACACCAGAGAAGAACCUCAAGGGGGAAGAGUGCUUUCCCAAGUGGAUGGCUGCUAGCAGGGGAAGCCAGAUUCCAACCUGUUCUCUGCCUGGAAAAGCCCUGCUCUCCCCUCUGAACCAUCUUGUGCUCAUACAGCAGGGACCACACAGUGGGGAGGGUGAGGAGACAGUAUCUUCAAUGGAUAUGCAUUGUUUAUCUGAAAUUCAAAUUUAAAUAAGCAUCCUGUAUUUUCAUUUGCUCAAUCGGGUAUCCCUACUCUAGAAUCUAGUUUUCUAGAUCAUUCUGGUCCAACCUCCAGAUUUGCAGAUGGGGAAACACUGAAGUUAAAUGCUGUAUUCACUCAGCCAGUGGCAACACCAAGAUUUGAAUCUGGUCGGCCGGACUCCCAAGACCAUACACCUGGUAGACUAAUCUGGUAGCUUUUUGUCUUAGUCCACAGCAUUGGAUGGCCACCAGACUCACUUGCAAGAUGGGGAGGGUGCCUGGAGCCCCGGCCAGGUGGUUGUGGCUCCUGGAGUCAGAACUUGGUUUAUGAAGCACCCACUACGUGCCCAGCCUAGGACUGGAUCCAAAAUCUGAUCUCUGGGCUUAACAGGUAAUUCUAUCUAUUGGAUGCUUGAGGCAUCAUCACGUGUGCUGUUGCCUUCUCUCUCCCCCGGAGUAAACAGUAAACAGCCUUCGGGUGAUUUAGAAUCAUGUAGAUCUCCUGCGGAAAAUCCAAGUGCAAUAUGGCCGCCUCUCGCCCAUCUCCCUACUUCCUUGCCCCCACAUGCAAAUGUAACAGAUCCAGAGGUGGGUGAUGUCUAGUUUCAAGGUCCCAAAGUAAGGCGAGGAUCAGAAUAAGGGGAGUCUUGUGAGGCUGGAGCCCAGGACUCUCCUGAAGUGGCUCUUACCUGCUCAGGGUUCUGUGGGAAGCUUUAAAGGGCCAAGAUGGCUGGAUCCCAGAGACUGGAGCUGAAGUUCUGCCUUUCCUGCCCGUUUCUGUUCUGAUGUCAUCUUGCCAAUUCUAAGGUCAAGGCCUAGGUGCUACUGUGAGAUUUCUUAGGGGCUCUUUAUUUCCCUGUAGUGCUAAUGCUGGAGAACUGGGGCUCCCCAGAUAGCUGAACCCUGAAUUCUCAGGUGCACACAAGCUUUUGACGGAUCAUCCCAGAGGCUGGAAUUUGAUGAAAAUAGCUCAACCUUCUUUCACAAUGGAAUCUGUCUCCAUGCCCGUUUUCCAUUUGCUUUCUCUUCUGCUACCUACUCUUUAUUGUGCUGCUGGGGGCCUCUUGAGAGCAGGCACCAAGGCUCUGAACAGGUUCCCCACUGCCCAGUAGUGGGUCAGCAUUUUAGUAUAGUUGGUAAGAAUUCCUACCCCAGUAACGUAAGGCUUAAUAAACAGAAUGGGUUUGAUUUAAAUCCAGGUGAUUCAAAUCAA
Messenger RNA from Neofelis nebulosa (Clouded leopard), 4958 nucleotides. It is a transcript of the gene TEAD3, whose product is annotated as TEA domain transcription factor 3. The annotation marks the transcript as partial. Gene Ontology annotation, biological process: hippo signaling; embryonic organ development; positive regulation of transcription by RNA polymerase II. Gene Ontology annotation, molecular function: RNA polymerase II cis-regulatory region sequence-specific DNA binding; DNA-binding transcription factor activity, RNA polymerase II-specific. Gene Ontology annotation, cellular component: transcription regulator complex. The transcript is spliced from 13 exons. Lineage: Eukaryota; Metazoa; Chordata; Mammalia; Carnivora; Felidae. The record is from RefSeq and is a predicted model, not a curated record.